Messenger RNA from Guillardia theta CCMP2712, 684 nucleotides. RefSeq lists its product as hypothetical. Bases 1 to 684 code for a protein of 227 amino acids. The transcript has 9 exons. NCBI's taxonomy places the organism in Eukaryota, Cryptophyceae, Pyrenomonadales, Geminigeraceae. The record is from RefSeq and is a predicted model, not a curated record.
AUGCUCAAGGAGAUAAGGGGCCUCACCAUGAACGAGACGAAGCUCUACCUCCAUGAGAAACCUCUCCUGAACCGUUGGGGGCACGGCCAGUUCGUGUACAACUCGUCGCAAGUGGAUGCUCUGCUGAAGAUGCUCCCGCCGAGAGUUUGCACGCAAGCAGUGGACUGGUCGAUGACUCGGAGAAAGGAACUUCUUCCUCUGCCUGAGGAGUGCUCGGACGGAUUUUCUCGUGCACAGCUGUUUAAGAUCACCAGGGAGCUGUUCAAGAAAUCGAAGGAGGCCGAGGAGGAGAAGGCGGUGGAAGCGGAGGACGACGCCUUCACUGUCCUCAAGCUGCUCACUGAGCAGCACCAGCUCCAACUGAGCUCCAGGAUCACGAUAGACAACGAGAGUGAGCAGACCGUUCAGCUGAUCGGCAGACAGUGGGAAAUUCUAGACGAGACCGGAGCGAUAUCAGGAUCCGUGCCAAAAGGCACCCAUGGCGUCGUCGGAAUGACGCCAGUGCUGAAACCGGGGCAAAGGUUCGAGUACCACUCGGGUGUGGAGUUGACAACCAAGGAGGGGAGGAUGAGCGGGAGUUUUCAGAUGGCUGUGGUCGGGGAGGAGCAGGAGGGCGAUAGCGACAACGGGGAUGACGAGCUUUUCGAUGCCAUUGUCGCUCCGUUCGCGCUGAGGUCGAAUUGA